This is a messenger RNA of Chinchilla lanigera (long-tailed chinchilla), 1029 nucleotides long. RefSeq names its product chromosome unknown open reading frame, human C8orf74 (gene CUNH8orf74). NCBI's taxonomy places the organism in Eukaryota, Metazoa, Chordata, Mammalia, Rodentia, Chinchillidae. Bases 37 to 933 code for a protein of 298 amino acids. The record is from RefSeq and is a predicted model, not a curated record. The transcript has 4 exons.
UCUGGGCGAGGUCUCCUAGCAACUGGAUGUAGGGCCAUGGCACUGUUAAUGCCCCAGGAAGUAAAAGAAGUCUUCCAGCUGCCGAAACAGAGAGGCCGGGAGCACCUGCGGAGACUCCUGCACUGGGAGGAGCUGGACGAGCUCAGGGACCUGCGCCGGAGCAUCCUGCUGGAUGCCCUCUACGACAGCGUCCUCUUUGCGGCGGGCAAAGGCUUCCCUUGGGUGCAGGUGGCGCGGGCCGUCAAGUUCACCGAGGAGCUGUUGGUGGAGACCAAAGGCUGCUCUAUCACUGAGGCAGUGAGGAUUCUGGGGAACAAGCUCGUGGACUACCAGCUGCAGUUCACCACCAGUCACCUGCUGGCCCUCUGCGACUACUUCCACAACACCUUCAUCCGCCACUACCGGCUCUACCAGUUCGUCCUGGGCCAGGACCAGGACGUCAACCUGACCGUCACCCGCCUGGAGGUGUGCACGCCACCCCAGCCCCUGCCGCUGGCGGAGGGCACGCACAGGGACACGUGGAAGCAUGAGCAGCAGAUGGCUGCACUGGGGACGGCCGAGGAGCAGAAGCGCAAGGAUGUGCAGCUCCUGAAUGAGGCGCUGCGUGCGGAGCAGGCGCGCCUGCUGGAGCGGACAUUCCAACUCGCAGGGGCCUGGGGCGCUGAGGGGACACAGCCACACCAGGGCCUGUGCAGAGAGGCGCUGGAGCACCUCGUCCAUGAGGCAGUCGGCAUCCAGAUCAAGAGCCUGGGAGAGCGGCUGCAGCGUGAGAUCCAGGCGGCUUUUGACAUCCUGGACCUGCGGCUCCAGAGGCAGGUGCUGAGUCUCAACGCCCCCCUGCCCUUCCCGCCCCCCGGCCCAGGCCAGCGGGGGCCGGAGGAGCCCGUCAAGUCCCACAAGGGCCACCGAGGGAAGAAAGCCAUGGCGAAGUAGCCUGAGCCCCGUGACCACUGCCCCGGGUGCCUGGGAGGGGAGCUUUGCAUGCACCCCUCUGAACAGAAGUUAAAGCGAUUAAAAGAAACGGAGUCA